Molecule: messenger RNA, 1290 nt
Organism: Zophobas morio
Lineage: Eukaryota; Metazoa; Arthropoda; Insecta; Coleoptera; Tenebrionidae
Product: syntaxin-16
Exons: 3
Coding region: 270-1205 (311 amino acids)
Biological process (GO): intracellular protein transport; vesicle-mediated transport; vesicle fusion
Cellular component (GO): endomembrane system; SNARE complex; membrane
Molecular function (GO): SNARE binding; SNAP receptor activity
Source: RefSeq, a predicted model, not a curated record
AUUUCGACGACCGCUAAAAACCCCACGCGAUCCACCACAAAUUAUAAAAAAUUCGUCUACAAAUUAUUAAUUAUACAAUCGCAAUUAAUUGCUCAAACACCGUAAAUAUUUACCCAAUAAACCUCCGGUCGACGUUCUUUUAAAAAUUAACAACAACAAACAUAACCCCAAGUACGUGACAGCUGGCGGUGACACAAAAAUGUUCGCAAGACCCAAACUAAGUUUUCGCUUUUAAUUAAUACUACACUAGUUUAAGUAAAGUCGCUUCGAUGGCUUCGCGGAGUCUCACCGACGUUUUUUUGUUGAUGCGGAACAACGCGGUUCGCAGUAGGCACAUCUACCCAGACCAGGACAACUCGGAGCGGAUGCACCUAGUCUCGCUGAACGACGUAGAAGAGGGCUUGGGUGACCGCAACGACAACCGAAUGCCCCCAAUGUGGAUAGACUACUUGGAGAAAGCUCAAAUGAUUUUGCCAAAGCUGAAAGUCAAGAUUAACGAACUGAAAACGCUACAUUCCAGACAUUUACACAGGCCUACGUUUGACGAGAGUUCGGCUGAUGAAGUGGCCAUUGAAAAUUGCACGCACGAAAUCACGCGGAUGUUUAACGAAACACACAGACUGGUGCAGAUUAUCAAGAGCCACUCGUCUGAAGGUCCCAUGAAAGAACAACGGUUGACCAUAAACGUCUACCAUUCACUCGCGAGUGCUUUGCAGGAACUUUCAACCAUGUUUAGAUCGACCCAGAACAGCUAUUUACGCCAAAUUCAAUCGCGUGAAGACCGCUCCAAAAUCUACUUCGAUAAUCAGUUAGAAGAUGAGGAUUUGUAUAGUCGGGAAGUAGACGACAUCGACAAUUAUUUUAUCAACUCGAAGCAGAUGAGCCAGCAGCAGUUGUUGCUAUUGGAAGAGGAGAACACGCGGUUCGCGCAAGAGCGCGAACAAGAAGUCAACGCCAUUGUCAAGUCAAUUGUCGAUUUAAACGAGAUUUUUAAAGAUCUUAGUCAGAUGGUGGCAGAUCAGGGCACUGUGCUAGACAGAAUUGACUAUAACGUAGAACAAACUCAAAUUCAGGUGUAUGAGGGUUUCAAACAACUGCAAAAGGCUGACGCUUAUCAACGCAAGAAUCGCAAAAUGUGCGCCAUUCUUGUCCUGGCGAUAACCACAAUCCUACUAUUUUUCAUCUUAAUCAUUGUCAAAUCCUAGUCAUAACACGUAAUUUUUAUAUAAUUUAUCCAUUAUCUACUAAGCCAAAUAUUUAUUUAUGUAAAUAAAAACAAGUCAAGUUUAA